This is a messenger RNA of Scomber japonicus (chub mackerel), 693 nucleotides long. RefSeq names its product odontogenic, ameloblast associated (gene odam). NCBI's taxonomy places the organism in Eukaryota, Metazoa, Chordata, Actinopteri, Scombriformes, Scombridae. The record is from RefSeq and is a predicted model, not a curated record. Bases 1 to 693 code for a protein of 230 amino acids. The transcript is spliced from 9 exons.
AUGAAGCUCCAGACCUCCCUUCUGUUGAUCUGCCUUUUCAGGACAAGCUUUGCUCUUCCAUUGCAGAUUGGAAUUCUUGCAAGCAACAGCAAUGAGAUCCUGGGACUGAACGGACUAACUCUUGCAGCUCUUGGACAAGCACAGGUCCUUGGACAAGGACAGGCGUCUGAGGUUCUGUUCAUUCCACAGGUGCUUAACUUGAACCCUCAGUUGGCUGGUCCGUUCAUUCCUCAGGGGGGCCAGUUGCCCCAGUUUAUUUUUCCCGCCCAGGGCAACCAACUGACACCUGGAGUCCUCCCCAACGGUCAGCAGGAGCAGCUCCCAUCUCCACAGGACCCAAAUAAUCCUCAGCAGGCCCAAAUUCCUAUGCAGACGUUUCCACAGUUCCAGUAUCCUGCUUUUGGAUACCCUCAGUUUACCGGACAGCAGGGCUUACCUUACUUUCUGACUCCUUAUGGCUACCCACAGCAGAGGAAUAAUGUGGUGCUGCAGCCCAACAAUGGUAAGAUGGGUCAGCGGAACCCGGAGAAAACUACACAGAGGCCCCAGCUCCCUCUGCAGCAGCCUUCCCAGCCAAAGGUACAAACAGACAAGGUGAAGUCUACUACCAUCCCUCCUAAUCCUCGUGGUGAUGCUUCUGGCCCUGGGGUUGAUGAGGGUCAAUCCAACUUCCCCUUCCUGUUUGAGCCUUAG